AUGGACCCACACGGCUUCAAACUAAGGGCACAUGCAGAAGGUAGAACCCCAGGGAGCGAGACAGGUGUGAAAUCUGCAGAAUCACCACCACAAAUCUUCUUUGGCCCUGACUAUUCCAGAGAUCAAAGACCCCCACCACAAGAAUGCAAGGAGCUUGUUGGUGAUGCUCAAGACAAUAUCCUCGAGAAAGAGAGAAUACCCACAUGUGUCCUUGUCCGGACGCUAAUGCCAUUAUGGCUUGCCAGCCAUUGGGCUUAG
Messenger RNA from Dovyalis caffra, 258 nucleotides. The record is from the annotation of a GenBank genome assembly. Lineage: Eukaryota; Viridiplantae; Streptophyta; Magnoliopsida; Malpighiales; Salicaceae.